Molecule: messenger RNA, 848 nt
Organism: Thlaspi arvense
Lineage: Eukaryota; Viridiplantae; Streptophyta; Magnoliopsida; Brassicales; Brassicaceae
Source: the annotation of a GenBank genome assembly
AUCUAAAGAUGUCACAAACCGCCAAAACCUGCGGAAGUGUUGACGAUAGAGUUUGUGAAGACAUGAUUAGUGAGUUACCCGAAGAUUUACUUUUGAGGAUAUUUUCGUUUGUUCCCAUAAAAGACGCAGUAGCCAUAAUUGGGUUACAAACGCUGUUAAUCACGGCGUGGAUGAUCUUCAUGCUUUGUUGGCCCGUAGAUCCGGUCAACUUGCCUAAGAGCCUUUACUUGUGCAAAUCUCUCGUGGUAUUUAAUCUUUCCCACAAGAUUUUCGUGGAUGUUCCUUCUCCGGCUAUCUUCCCAUCCCUGAAAAGUCUUCACCUUUGCUAUAAAGACGAUGACUCUGUACAUGACAAUGUGAUGACGUAUUGUGUAAAAGUGCCUUCUUUAAUUUCUUUCGCGUAUUUAAAAUUUCAAGACGACAAUGAUGUAGGAGAUAAUGGCAACAGCUGCUUGGUGAUAGAUUCCCCAAUAUUAAAGUGCUUUAUCUUCAUUGAUCAUUUAAAAGAGUAUUGCUCGAUGGAUAAUAUGCCUCCUCUGGUUUCAGCAACUAUUAGUGAUUAUACAUAUCGUGAUGACAAGUUUCUAAGACCUAUUUUCUCGGUCAAGACUCUUGAGUUCUUUUCUGAUGAAAUACUCGUGUGUUGUAGCACCAUCACCUUCUCUCGAUUUGUAAAUUUAAGAAUAUGUCCAGAUGAAUCAAACUGGGUUGAACCGUAUAUACAUGUCAACCCAAGGAUCUCCCACUUUCAUGGAACCAACCGAGUUUUAUUCCGGGAUGCUAGUCGUCACAGCUCGAGUUAUUUGAGUGGAGGGGUUAUGGAGGAAGACAAGAAGAUAAAGAUUUGU